This is a messenger RNA of Tarenaya hassleriana, 1501 nucleotides long. RefSeq lists its product as uncharacterized. The transcript has 6 exons. The coding region runs from base 56 to 1426 and encodes 456 amino acids. NCBI's taxonomy places the organism in Eukaryota, Viridiplantae, Streptophyta, Magnoliopsida, Brassicales, Cleomaceae. The record is from RefSeq and is a predicted model, not a curated record.
CGUUACCAGUACGACCCCGCCUAAUUCUCUUUCUCGUUUGUGCAACUGAUUCGAUAUGGCGUGGAGACUGCCGUUCCUCAACGCAACCUCGAUUCCUCCGCCGUCUCCGGUGCCGGACCGUCGGCAUUCUCUCGGCAUUUCCCGCCAAAAUCGCCGGAUCCUCGCGGCGAAGCUCAAUUCUUCUCCGGCUCCGUUCUCGCUUUCCCCUAGCGGGAGUGGGAGGUUUCUGGCGCCGGAGGAAAAGCUAGGAUCGAUCCGAUCGGUGCAGGCGAGAUCGCAGUUGAGCUCCCCUCUCAUCUCUCCCAACGACCAAUGGGGAACCUGGACUGCUCUCUUCGCCACCGGAGCUUUCGGUCUUUGGUCGGAGAAGACCAAAAUUGGAAGCACCUUGAGUGGGGCGUUAGUCAGCACUUUAAUUGGGCUUGCAGCUAGCAAUCUGGGCGUCAUCUCGUGCGAAGCUCCUGCUUAUUCAGUGGUCUUGAACUUUUUGCUUCCCUUGGCCGUUCCUUUGCUGUUGUUUAGAGCAGAUUUGCGCCGUGUGAUUCAGUCCACUGGAAAGCUUCUUCUCGCUUUCUUGAUCGGAUCAGUUGCAACGACAGUCGGGACGGCUUUGGCCUACUUUCUGGUACCGAUGAGGUCACUCGGCCCAGAUAGCUGGAAGAUAGCAGCUGCCCUCAUGGGAAGGCAUAUAGGCGGAGCUGUCAACUAUGUCGCUAUUGCCAAUGCUCUUGAUGUUUCACCAUCAGUAUUGGCAGCAGGACUGGCUGCUGAUAAUGUAAUAUGUGCAGUAUACUUCACAUCAUUGUUUGCUUUGGCCUCAAAGAUCCCUGCAGAGUCCUCACCUUCACCAGCUAGUGAUGUGGAGACGAAAAAGGCCGGUUCUGAAACCGGAAAUAAAAUUCCCGUUCUGCAGAUGGCUACAGCCAUAGCAGUGUCCUUAGCUAUAUGCAAGGCAGCGACUUACCUCACAAAGUAUUUGGGAAUAACGGGUGGGAGCUUGCCCGCCAUUACUGCCGUCAUAGUUGUUCUGGCAACCGUCUUCCCAUCCCAAUUCGGUCAUCUCGCACCUUCUGGAGAGGCGAUGGCCUUAAUUCUCAUGCAGGUGUUUUUCACGGUGGUGGGAGCGAGCGGAAACAUAUGGAGCGUGAUAGAGACAGCACCGAGCAUAUUCAUGUUUGCACUUGUCCAGAUAGGGGUUCAUCUCGGGGUGAUUUUGGGAAUAGGGAAGCUAUUCGGUAUCGAGCUGAGGCUGUUGCUGCUGGCAUCAAACGCAAACGUGGGAGGACCCACGACUGCAGCGGGGAUGGCCACUGCUAAGGGAUGGAACUCUUUGAUAGUUCCUGGUAUUCUUGCUGGCAUUUUUGGUAUCGCCAUUGCUACUUUUCUCGGUUACGCUUUCGGUGUUAAAGUUCUUCAGUUCAUGUGAAAGGCUUCGCUCUCUCUGUUGGAUUGCUGAACAAAAUGCCUCCUUUGCUCAUAAUCCCAUCCUCUUAAAUAUCUC